Encephalitozoon cuniculi GB-M1 is the source of this 2073-nucleotide messenger RNA. RefSeq lists its product as uncharacterized. Lineage: Eukaryota; Fungi; Microsporidia; Unikaryonidae. The record is from RefSeq and is marked provisional. Gene Ontology annotation, cellular component: exocyst. Gene Ontology annotation, biological process: exocytosis; exocyst localization. The transcript has a single exon. Gene Ontology annotation, molecular function: SNARE binding. The coding region runs from base 1 to 2073 and encodes 690 amino acids.
AUGGACAAGGCGUUGACCCAGCUGUCAGAGACGCUGAGACACCCAAGCGACCUGCAAACAAAACUGGAUAGCAUAGAGAGAUCUACAAAGGAGGCAUACGAACACCACGAUGGAAAUCUCUCCGCGAUGAUAUCUAAGUGCUACUCAAACAUCCUGAAUAUAUCGAAGAGGAUAUAUGGACUUGAAGAGCAUCUCAAGAGCUUUGUGGAAGGUAAGGAUAGGAAUGUCCGCGUUUUAAAGGGCUUUUUUUCCCUUGUCAAGGAUUACCGAUCUGUGAAGAUGAUGUGCUUAGCCCACUCGAACCUGUGCAAGGUGAUUGAGUUUUCGGAUAGACUAAACGACAUAGGAGGUACUGUGGAGACAGAAGACAUUAUUGCAUACCACACGAAAGUAUAUGACGCGGAGGAUUUUGGGUGCCAGCUGGACAUGUACAACACCGAUAUAUCGCAUGACGACUACGUCCAGGUUAAUAAGGCACUCAACACAAUUGAGAAGAACUCGUUGGACUUUACUGCCAAGGUUCUUGAGAUUUCUGAAGAGUUUAUCGAGAACCACGAAGCCAUGGAUAAGAUUGUUCAGAUAGUUGAAAAAGAGGAGGCUCGCGAUGAAUUAACAAGAAAGGUCCAGGAAGGCGAAAAGAGCGACAAUCCCGUUCUCAAGGAGUUCUACAGGAUGUAUAGAAUGUAUGCAACCAGGAAGACAAAGAAGUUGAAGGACAAGGUCAUAAAGUCGAUUGAGGUGUCUGUCAAGGGCAAGUUCGACAGACUGAGAAACGAGGAGAUAUUUGUGAACAGAAUGGACUUUGUGCUAAAGGAUCUGUCCUUUAUUAGGGAGAAUAUAAGUCUCAGCUUCUAUUCGUUCGACAACAUCCUUACGCUGUACCACAAUAACCUAAAGCUUUUUCUUGACGAGAACACAGAAAGACUGGAUGCUGGGGAAAUACUGGCCAUCAUCGAGUAUGUCGGCAACUACUACAACACUAUUGAAUCGAAGUUCAACAAGAUAGCCGAUGCGCUAGGAGGAAGACUCCUCAGCAACGAAACUGAACUGCUAGAAAAGUACACAAAGACGGCACAGGAAAAGCUGAAGGAAUGGGUUAUGAACAUAACCAGGAUUGAGGUGGAAAAGUUCUAUGCCAGAAACGAAGAGCUUUCUAGAGACGAGGAGGACAAGCUUGUGAGCCCUGGAUUUGUCAGUCUCCUUCAGAUAAUCAGGAUGCAGCUGGAGCCCAUUGCAUUCAACAAGAGGAUAUUUGCACAUAUAACAAGGACGAUUACAAAGUACUGCGAGAUCUUCAAGGAGAAUCUUGUCGAAGCAAUGGACAAGGACUUUAAGUCGUCCUGUGAAAUGAGCAGCAAGGCUGGCUACGAGGACUUCUGCAUCAUGUUUGGGAACAGCGGCCUCAAGAUAGCACAGUACAUCACCUCCCUGCCGUCUUACCACAACGACGAGGUCAAGGAGCUGGGAGACAUAUUCAUCGACAUCCUGAAAGCUUCGAACACGUUUCUGGCCGAGUUCAUUAUAUAUGCAUGUCAGCCUGCAAUAGACAAGAUCUUCACAGACGAAUGGUGUGGUGGUAGUGUCACCAAGGUUGUGGUCCUGACCCUACAGGACUUUCUUUCUGACUACCAGAACACCAUGAGCGAGUACUCCUUCGUUACAUUUAUUCACGAGCUUUCCAUGUCCAUUGUGCUAGCCUACAUGAAGCAACUGGGGAGGAAGCGAGCCUCCAUAGCCGAGGAAUGCAGCAGAACCCUGAAGUCGGAUCAUACCAAGCUGUAUGAAAUGCUUAGCGGGUAUGGGGACCCGGAGGAUGUAAAGACAUGCCUCUCUCCCAUCCUUAAGAUCAUUCCUCUCAUGGACACAAGAAAUGAUGACCUCUUCAUUGUGGAGGUGAAGUCUCUGAAGCUUAUAUAUCCUGACAUCAAGAAGAGCUUCAUCAAGACAAUCAUAAAGAAGAGGCAGGACCUUACGGAGGACCAGAAGAAAACCCUCGCCGACAGGCUUAAGGAAUGCUUCACAGACGUUGCGAGCAGGGAAAAGACGAUCUUUUCGCGAUUGCUCAAUCUGUAG